AACAGUUUCCCCUGCAAACUUCCAUCUUCGUUUAAUACUGUGCAAAAGCACGUUCCAGUUUCUAGAAGCAUCCUCGAAGGAAAUGUAAUGGCGUCAACGUCCCUUAUUAAGCCACCAUAUCUAAUUUCAUGACUUACAUUGCCAUCUGAAUUUCCUACAUUGCCAACUAAGCGUCCUGCACUAUCGACAAGGUAUUCCAUCGCGAGUAGAUAAUCCUGCCUUAUCAACCAAGCGUUCUACACUAUCGACCUCUACCGAUAAUGUACUCCAUCGCGAGUAGACAAUAGAGUACAACGACAACUUCGCGUUCUUGUUUUCUUCGCACGAAAAAAUUCACACACGCAUUUAAACGAUGCAAUUUCAAGAGGAUAGAGACCAAUUCCAACAAGCGCCAUAAUUUAUGGAAAAACACAAGAGCAAAGAUCCUAAAGUUCAUCAAAAAUUACGUUUGAAAGCAUGAAAUUCGUUGACUGCUACGAUGUAAAAGCGAAUAGAGCGGAAGCUGGAGAAGAAAGUAUGAAAAACAGACGGAGGCUAGACCAGGGUCGUCAAUCAUGAAAAAUCGCGUGUCGAACGCCUCACAGCAGUUCGUUGAGCUCUUCUCGCGAGUGGUCUGCUGGCUAUGGGAAACUCUCGACAAGUUAUUGGACAUCUUUCUCGAUUUCCUGGCGAGGCUAAUCGAGCUGACACUAGCGGUGAUGAACCUGAUUUUCCAGGUGAUCUGCUUCCUACGAGAUAUCUGCAUCGACUCGAUGCAAACCUUCGCUAACAUCUUCCGUGGUAUCGUUAACGUCAUUGCUAACAUCACCUGCGACGAAGUCGAGGAUUUCGCCUCUGCUUGCAUCGUCGUCCUCCUCUGGAUUGGGGCCUUCAGGAUCGCCAGGAAUCUGUUCAACCGAAGUUCUAGAGUCAACGUGUUCCGUCUCUUCGGUCAGCAACACGCGGCGAAUAUAAACAAUAACAAUAAGCUAGCAGCUGCGCAACUCGGAUGUGUUUGUCCCACGAGGAAAAGGACAGGGAGAAGGAAUAACCGGCGAAAUGGGAGACGACCUCAGGCCAAACUCGCGGAUGAAGAAUUGAGCGGCUAAAAUGAAAUAGAAGGCGACAAUAUUCGGCAGAAGACAUCUAGAAAACGAAAAUCGAAGGAAGACAGCAUAUCUUAUAAAUAUUAUACCUUAUACUUUAUUCUAUUACACAUUCUUUUUAUAAAAAAAAUUGGUAAAAUACUCUGACGAAAAUAACGCCAAAAUUUUACGUUCGCCUAUUUACAGAAAUAUUCAUUCGUUGUAACAAUGUGUAAACUCGUAUAUCAAAUACAAUUACACCUUUCAACUUGCGUUCUAUUAUGUACAAUUAAAUAUAAAAUGUUAACAGGCAUCAAUCUGUAAAAGAGAGGCGUGGAAAUCUUUGCUAUCCAAAAUAGAGAAUAUAUUUUUUAGGUAAAUCGAAAUAUGUUAAAUAUAAUCGGCCUCCUCUUUUACACGUUGAUAUGCGAAGUCUUAUAGUUCUGUCGUUUGCGCAACAAUCGUGUUUCAGCAUUCCAGUUAUAAAUAAGUUCUUUGAAACCCACUGUUUAAUAAGAUAAUACUUUGUUCAUGUUAAUUUGUAUCCUAACUCGC
Molecule: messenger RNA, 1619 nt
Organism: Hylaeus anthracinus
Lineage: Eukaryota; Metazoa; Arthropoda; Insecta; Hymenoptera; Colletidae
Exons: 3
Coding region: 555-1088 (177 amino acids)
Source: RefSeq, a predicted model, not a curated record